AUGAUAUAGGUAUUAAGCAAGAAUUAAGCCACAUAUGCUCUUUUAAAAUAUAGAAGCAUUAAACCAUUCAACGCAGUUUAUAGCAACCAAAUUUUUGCAUUUUCAUCUAAUAGCGAUUACAACAAAAUGAUUAAAAGUUUAUAAGAAAAAAACAUUCUAAUAGGGAAAGCUCAAUUUAGAUAACUCUAUUUCCCUAUAAAGAGAAUACACUUUGAAGAAAACAAUCCAUUUUAAAAGAUAUAUUAAAACCCUUAACAAUCUCUUCCAAACAUCAGAAAAAAAGGUAGAUUAAUGAGGUUCUUUUAUCACAUUCCCUUCUUCACCUAUUUGCUUAAUUAUGUUUUCUUUUUACCACCAAGCUAAUUAGUCCACGAAGCUAUACUAGCAUCACUUUUUAUAAGUGCUAAUUUAAAGAGUUUUACUGAUACAUUUAAAUAUUCCAGAGAAAUUGGAGAGCUAUACAUUAACAAUGAUGCAUAAAAGUAUAUAGCUAUCUUUCCCAAAUACUAAAUAUUGAGAAAUAUAAAUGAGCUAUAAGGAAAGAUUAAAGGCAGUUAAUAUGAACCUAAUUAAGCAUUAGGAUUUUAAUUUACAUUGGAUGAUAUUGAAUAAAUUUCUUUGGUUUCUAAUGAUCAAUAAAAAAUUAAAGACUAAUUAAAUGAAAAGAUUGGCACUAAGAAAGCUGGAUAAGCUGAUUCUUAAUAAAAAUUAAACUAAGCUGAAUAAAAAUAGCAAAUUCUAGAAAAGCUUAAAAAUAUUGAAGAGAAUGAUGAAGCACUUAUUAUAACAAUUUCAAAAGAUACUUGGAACUGUGCAAGAACAUUUAGGUUAAAUUUAAAAGAUAACUAACUGCCAUAAUACAAUGAUUAUAUGAUAGCUUUAGGUUGUAAAUAAAGAAUAGUUAUGAGAGAGUCUAUGGCACCAAAAACUGAAUAAUCUAAAACUGAAACUGCUGACUAAGAAAAGAAAAAUGAAAAAGAAUAAUAAAAUUUUGAAUAAAAAAUAUCUCCUAAUCAAGCAGCUUAGUGA
Messenger RNA from Tetrahymena thermophila SB210, 1029 nucleotides. RefSeq names its product transmembrane protein, putative. The transcript has a single exon. The record is from RefSeq and is a predicted model, not a curated record. NCBI's taxonomy places the organism in Eukaryota, Ciliophora, Oligohymenophorea, Hymenostomatida, Tetrahymenidae.